ACCAUGGGGCGGGCCGGGCUCGGUGUGCUGGGCUGCUGCCUGGCGCUGGCAAUGCUGCCGCUGCCCGCGGCCCCGCGGGGCCCCGCGCUCCGCCCGCGCCGGCAGCCGCGCCCGGGCGGCCCCUCCGCAGACACUGCCUGUAAGAACCGGCCUCUAGACCUCGUCUUCAUCGUAGACAGCUCCCGUAGUGUGCGACCUGAAGAGUUUGAGAAAGUGAAAAUCUUCUUGUCAGAAAUGAUUGAUACCUUGGAUGUUGGUGAAAGAACAACGCGCGUGGCGGUCAUGAACUACGCGAGCACUGUCAAGGUGGAGUUUCCUCUCCGGACCUACUUUGACAAAGCCUCUAUGAAGGAGGCUGUGUCUCGCAUCGAGCCCUUGUCUGCUGGCACGAUGACCGGCCUUGCCAUCCAAACUGCCAUGGAUGAAGUCUUCACCGAGGAAAUGGGCACCCGGCCAGCAGCCUCCAACAUCCCCAAGGUGGUCAUUGUUGUGACAGACGGACGGCCACAAGACCAGGUCCAAGAUGUGGCGGCAAGCGCCCGCACAGCUGGCAUCGAGAUCUACGCGGUCGGGGUAGACCGUGCAGACAUGCAGUCCCUGAGGAUAAUGGCCAGUGAGCCUCUGGAUGAACACGUCUUCUAUGUGGAGACCUAUGGUGUGAUCGAAAAGCUGACAUCCAGAUUCAGGGAGACUUUCUGUGCUGUGAACGUGUGUGCCCUGGGGACCCACGGCUGCCAGCAGCUCUGUGUGAGUGAUGGGCCAUCCCACCUCUGUGACUGCUAUGAAGGAUACACCCUCAAUCCAGAUAAGAGAACCUGCUCAGAAGCUGUGGACAUGUGUGCACCUGGGAGACACGAGUGUGACCAGAUCUGUGUGAGCAACAACAGAUCCUAUGUCUGUGACUGCUAUGAAGGCUACACCUUGAAUCCAGACAAGAAGUCUUGCUCAGCCAUGGACAUGUGUGCACCUGGAAGGCAUGACUGUGCCCAAGUCUGUCUGAGUAAUGAUGGAACCUACAGCUGUGGCUGCUAUGAAGGAUACACUCUGAAUCCAGACAAGAAGACUUGCUCAGCUGCUGAUGUGUGUGCACCUGGCAGGCACGACUGCGAGCAGGUCUGCGUGAGGGAUGACCUGUCCUACACCUGUGACUGCCACCAAGGCUACACCCUCAACCCAGACAGGAAGACAUGUUCAAGAGCCAUAACAAGCAGUCUUGUAACAACUGAAGAGUCCUGUAAGUGUGAAGCCAUAGUUGCCCUCCAGGACUCAGUGACCUCACGGCUUGAAGCUCUCUCCACAAAAUUAGAGGAAGUGUCUGAGAAGCUGCAGGCAUAUCAAGAGAGACAGCAGAUUGUCUGAGCUAUCAUUUUGCUUGAUUUUAAAAUAAUUUUUCAGAAUCAAUUUUUAUUGUUUUCAGUAAGCAUUAUUUCAUUGCAAAGCUUACAAAACAGCAGCUGGUUUAUUAUAAUCAACAAACAUCAAAAAGACUUCAGGAAGACAAGAGUCUUAAAAAUACAGUGACCCUGAGGAUCUUCAUGUACAGUCACUUUAUAGCCAUGAAGCUACUCAUUCCUGCUGUGCUUCAGUUUGUACUGCAGGUACUGCUUUUCUGUAGUAACUGCAUUUUUUAUUCUCUUACUUCAAAGGAAAUACAGAAAAAAAAUGGAUACAGUAUAUCACAUUAUAUCAAACUUUGAAAUGGCAAGGCAGAAUGAAAAAAUGUGCCUAUGUCUUCUUUCAAUUAAAAGGGAAAGUAAGUUGGGAUCUUGUAACUUAUUAAAAUAAAAUACAAUAUGA
This is a messenger RNA of Poecile atricapillus (Black-capped chickadee), 1797 nucleotides long. RefSeq names its product matrilin 3 (gene MATN3). Lineage: Eukaryota; Metazoa; Chordata; Aves; Passeriformes; Paridae. The coding region runs from base 4 to 1359 and encodes 451 amino acids. The transcript has 8 exons. The record is from RefSeq and is a predicted model, not a curated record. Gene Ontology annotation, molecular function: calcium ion binding.